AUCUAACUCCUUUCUUUUGUCACUUCACUCUUAGUAGUUGUCUCUUUAAUUUGGAAGCAAACAAAAAUGGGGAAUUACAAGCAAAUAUCUCUAAUUUUGUGGGCUGCAUUGCUCAUACAUAAUUUGGUCAUUCCUGUUAUGGCUAGAGCUUCUUUUGAAGAACAAAAGACAUAUUACUCUCCUGAUCCGAGUACCGGAAAUCCUCCUAGUUCAGGUUCAGGUUCAGGUUCAGGUUCACAUACACCUCCGUCUCAUGGUUCAGGAGAAGGUGGUCAUGGAGGAAAAUCACCUGGUGGGAAUUGUGGUACCCCGGCCCCUAGUGGAGGGCAUAAACAUCACCAUCAUCAUAACCCUACCCCAUCCCCUCCAUCAGGAGGGCAUGGAGGAGGUAGUUAUUCUCCGUCUCCACCAACUCAUCAUGGUGGAGGUGGAACCCCUCCUAGUACACCAACUCCUGACCCCGGUACUCCAAGCACUCCAGGAGGUGGUGGAUACUAUCCUUCCCCUACUCCUACUACUCCUACACCUAGUACACCAUCCACCCCCUCUACGCCUACUAUUGAAACACCACCAACUCCUACCGUUGAUCCUGGAACUCCAAGCACUCCGGGGGGUGGUGGUUACUAUCCUUCGCCUACACCUACACCUACACCUAGUACCCCUUCUACACCUACUAUUGAAACACCACCUACUCCUACCAUUGACCCUGGCACGCCAAGCACUCCAGGUGGCGGUGGUUACUAUCCUUCGCCUACACCUACACCUAGUACCCCUUCUACACCUACUAUUGAAACACCACCAACUCCUACCGUUGACCCUGGCACGCCAAGCACUCCGGGGGGUGGUGGUUACUAUCCUUCCCCUACACCUACUACCCCGUCUACACCUACCAUUGAAACACCACCUACCCCUAUCAUUGACCCCGGAACUCCAAGUGCUCCAGGUGUUUUCCCAAUUGACCCCAACUCGCCACCUUUUACAUGCAAUUACUGGAGGACUCACCCGACGCUUAUAUGGGGUUUAUUUGGCUGGUUGGGAACGGUAGGAAAUUCAUUUGGUGUGGCUAGUGUUCCAGGAUUUGGUUCAAACAUGAACUUGCUUCAAGCACUUUCAAACUCUCGUACCGAUGCAUACGGGGAUCUGUACAGAGAAGGAACAGCUUCAUUAUUGAACUCCAUGGUUAGCAAAAGUUUCACCUACACUACCAAACAAGUCAGGGAUAGUUUUGUUUCAGCACUUACUUCAGACAAGUCAGCAGCAGCAGCUCAGGCACAUCUAUUCAAGUUAGCUAACGAGGGUAGAGCUUGAGCACACAAGUCCGUUAAUCCCUUUUCAAAAUCGUCACUUUUCAUCAGUUUCUCGCGCUAUGCAUGAUUUCAUAUGUAUAGUAUAUGUUUAUCGUGUGUGGAUUGAAUAUUAGUAAUGUUUAUUUUUCCUCUCUAUGCUUUUCUAUGUUACAAUAUUAAGAGGUUUAUGUAGGUUAUUAUGUGUGAAUGCCACCUUCUAUUUUCCAUGUUAUAAUAUCAAAUAUAAUAUGAAAGAGUUACUUUGGCAUAUCUA
Solanum pennellii is the source of this 1560-nucleotide messenger RNA. RefSeq names its product protodermal factor 1-like. The record is from RefSeq and is a predicted model, not a curated record. Bases 67 to 1308 code for a protein of 413 amino acids. Lineage: Eukaryota; Viridiplantae; Streptophyta; Magnoliopsida; Solanales; Solanaceae. The transcript has 3 exons.